Molecule: messenger RNA, 4886 nt
Organism: Xiphophorus couchianus (Monterrey platyfish)
Lineage: Eukaryota; Metazoa; Chordata; Actinopteri; Cyprinodontiformes; Poeciliidae
Gene: wdr37
Product: WD repeat domain 37
Exons: 14
Coding region: 400-1902 (500 amino acids)
Molecular function (GO): protein binding
Source: RefSeq, a predicted model, not a curated record
CGGAAGCACUUUUUAAUAUGCGAUGUGUCAAAUUUUGUAAUUAAAAUAAGACUAUUUAAAAUAAAUGACGUCCCUUUAAUGUUUAGUGUUAAACUAGUAUAACCUGGCGGAAAUUGUAAAUUAACAGGCGCUCAUUAUAAAGUCCGCUCAACUUUCCCAGCAGCCAUGAAGGUGAUAUGUGGCAGCGGCUAUUUAAGCUAGCUUGUACAGCUCAAGGCUGCUGGAAGAUGCUUUUGAAAUCAGGAACACAGCAGAAUUGGUAGGUGGUGACAAGUGACAAAAUCCAGCCUACACACCUGCCAACCGGCGAGCCUGGCCUUUGUUGACCUGCUCCUCAGGUAGUUUGUAAGCAGGUAAGGUUGGAGGGGCGGGGUCAGGGCCUCACACGGGAUAGGAGAGAUGCCUGUGGAGGGCGGAGGCAGCAGCGGCUCGGCUUCGGCCGCACGUCACCCCAAGCAGAAGCGCAAGGCACAUAGUUUGUCCAUCCGGCGCACCAACAGCACAGAGGACCGGCCACUGGGCAUCCUGAGAGGAGACAUGCUGGAGGGACAGGACUCCAAGCUGCCCCUCGCUGUGCGGAACAACCUCCUUGACCUGUUUGGCCAGAUCGAACGGGAGUUUGAGAAUCUGUACAUUGAAAACAUUGAAUUGCGCCGGGAAAUCGACUCUCUCAACGAGCGUCUGACUGGAGACGGACAGGCCAUCGAGGGGGGAGACCCCACCAAGGGAGCCCUCAAAGCCAAAGCCAGCCACAGCACCAGUCAGCUGUCACAGAAGCUGAAGACAACCUACAAAGCCUCCACCAGCAAGAUCGUCUCCAGCUUCAAAGCCACCACCGGUUCCCGCGCCCUGUGCCAGCUGCUCAAGGAGUACGUCGGCCACCGGGACGGCAUCUGGGACCUCAGCGUCACCCGGACUCAGCCCGUGGUGCUCGGCACCGCCUCUGCCGAUCACUCAGCUCUGCUGUGGAGCAUAGAGACGGGGAAAUGUCUGCUGAGGUAUGCAGGCCAUGCAGGAUCAGUCAACUCCAUCAAAUUUCACCCCACCGAGCAGAUGGCACUCACAGCCUCCGGAGACCAGAUGGCUCACAUCUGGCGCUACAUGGUGCAGCUCCCGGCGCCGCCGCCGCCGCCAGAUGUCAGCGCUCCAUGCGACGACGACCAGGAUUCAUCCGACAGAGAAGAGGGCGAGGUGGACGGAGACGGUCCCACUGAAGUCCCCACGGUCCGGGUUGCCACAGCAACCAUGAAGAGCCACCAGGGCGUGGUGAUCGCGGCCGACUGGCUGGUGGGGGGCCGACAGGUGGUGACGGCUUCGUGGGACCGCGCCGCCAACCUGUACGAGGUGGAGACGUCCGAACUGGUUCACACUCUGACCGGUCAUGACCAGGAGCUGACCCACUGCUGCACCCACCCCACCCAGCGCCUGGUGGUCACCUCAUCCAGGGACACCACCUUUAGACUGUGGGACUUCAGGGACCCGUCCAUCCACUCCGUCAACGUCUUCCAGGGACACACAGACACCGUGACGUCCGCCGUCUUCACCGUGGGGGACAACGUCGUCUCGGGAAGCGACGACCGCACCGUGAAGGUGUGGGACCUGAAGAACAUGCGGUCGCCCAUAGCAACCAUCCGCACCGACUCGGCUGUCAACAGGAUAAGCGUCUCGGCCAACCAGAGGAUCAUCGCCCUGCCGCACGACAAUCGACAAGUCCGCCUGUUCGACAUGAGCGGGGUGAGGCUGGCCCGACUUCCACGCAGCAACCGGAUGGGUCACAGGCGAAUGGUGUGCUGCACGGCGUGGAACGAGGAGAACCAGGCCUGCAACUUGUUCACCUGCGGCUUCGACCGGCAGGCCAUCGGCUGGAACAUCAACAUCGCCGCCCUGCUGCAGGAGAAGUGACCCAUCCAGAAUCUGCCCUUUUUAUUUAGCAUGGACUGUGACUUGUGCCAUUUCUGUGUGGAAGUACAUUUUCGGUUUUGUGUGUGUGCAGGCGGCUGCUCGCAUCACCUUGUUUUGUUUUGUUUUGUUUUUUUGCCAAAUAGCUUCUCCUGCAUGCUAGACGACCUCGGUUUCCAGACGUUGCUUCAAAAGCAGUCGGAGAACAAUCUGUAGAGUAUGUAUAUAAGAUGUUGUGGCCUGAUUAAGUGACAGAUUCAGUGUCUUAGCCGCCUUCUGGGAGGUGCAAUUUUGUUAAAUAUGGCAGAGCUUUGAGAUGUCUUUAUCCUACCAGAGCGUUUCCUGUCACAGAACCAAACAUAUCGCGACGUACGUCAAACGGAGAGCUCGGCAGACAGAGAUCCGGACCCCCGCCUCCUCUCUUCAGUCCGUGAUUAGCCUUCGUGUUUCCAGAUCUCACUUUCUGUUACUUGCCUUGUUCUUUGUUUACAUAGGAGAUUUUUUAAUAUAUAGACGGAGGUUUAUUCUGGCAAGACGAAGAGGUUGUUGAAGAGCGAAGCAAUAAUGGGGAAACGACGGCAUUUAACCAGUCCACUGAUACUCCAGCUGUCUGUGAGAGUCAUUAGAAAACCCAACGUGUUGCUGCGCUAGGGGCCCACAUAAGUUUGCGUACGGUCGUCAAGCAGUAGAGCAGGAUGAAGGGUUUUUAAAAACAACAUUUGGGGGCGCUAGCUUGGAUUUACAGAGACUUUUUAAAGUCGUUGACACCACAUGGGCAGAUGAUAGUUUCCCAGCACAAACUCUGCAUUGAAGCAGGUCAGGGACAGAGGUUUGACUUGUUUGUACACCAAUCGGCUCUAUCCAGUUAUCAUCUGGUCUGAACACUCCGUUGUAUCUGAGUUGAGCCAAAUCUUCACCAUCAUGUGGAAGGAAAUCAGUCAGAAUGUUGAAGAACAACCCAAGACCCAACGAGGCCCAGGCGCCGCCGUCCACAGUGAUGGUAGUUUGAUAUCGGUGACCAUCGACGAUGAAGGCAGCCACAGAUAUUCUCAGAUGAGUCACAGGUUGAGUUGAAACGUAUUUGGAGACUUCACAUCAGCUGAACAGUGGCUCGCUCCAAACAUGGACGCAACUGGGUUUUCACCAAGGCAACGAUCCCAAUCUGUGCUUAAAGCUGCAGUAUAUACCUAUUUGUUUUAAAAAAAAGUUUUUUACAUAUUUGUUUAAAUUUUUGCUAUGUUGUGAGAGUAUAACAUGAGCCAGAUAAUCCACCUUCUCCCACUGUUUCUGCAGCCAACACAACAACCAAUCAGAGCCUGGAGGAGAGUCUUAGCACUGUCAGUCAAGCUCAUGUAUGCGCUGCUUAUGUCCUUCCCUAUUGCUAAACUACAGCAAGUUUCCCCCCAACAUAGCCUGUCAUAAAUGCUACAGCUAGUUAGCAUUGCUACUAUGAUGAAAUAUAAAUAGUUUUCCAGGAACAGUAAGGUAUUUCUCCACCAUUAGCACACUGAGCAGCAAAUAGACGAACUUGACAGCGCUGGUUGUUUUUGACUAGGAGCAGUUCAAUUUGCAGAUGGCUAUAAGAGCUUGUUGGGUUUUUUUUUUGCAUUUUUUAAAAAUUUAUUUAUUAAGACUAUCCGUCUCAUAUUAUACUGUUACAAUACUCUUAACAGACUAUCACCAAACCCAACAUAUUUUCUAUAAGUUUACAUUCUGCUGCUUUAACAGCCAGGCUGAUGCUAGGAAACCAAACGAGCUAAAAUAAUCCGUCAUAAUAAAAUAAUCCAACCAGGAUUAUGCCAGAGUAUCAAUUGCUACAAAGACAUGUAGUUCAGGUGCAGAUUUCUUUGUGACCAUUGACCAAAUAUUUUGCUCCUAACAAUACUGCAAAUUCAAACUUCUGCACUCUUGUUUUUAAAAACUCACUGAAGUUGGAUGUUGAAUUAUCAGCAGCUAAAAACCAUCAAAAUAAAAACAUUCACGCCGACAGCAACGUCACGAUGGCCGUAUGUAAACCUCUGACCUGAACUGGACUCGCUCCUCAUUUUGCCACCUCAGAAAUUGUGUUGCUGUUAAGUCAUGAGCCCAAAGUGAACCGAUGUGGUUGCUGUGUGUGUGUGUGUGUGUGUGUGCUUCAGUGGUUUUCAGCUCUGUGCUGUGUUGCACCUAUCUGUCUGUUUUUAACACAAAAAAGAAACAGAAGCAAUACUCAGCUCCUUAAUGUUACUCAUUCACAGAGUGGUGAUGUUGGUUUUAAACCAGGUGACUGUGUCUUUAAAAGACACUGGAGUUUCGUCAGCAGGGUACUGUGCUCCACCCGAUUCCUGAAACAUGCUGUAUGUUACAUGUGCAAUGUCCUGAACUGAAGUCAUGCUGUUUUUUUUUUUAUUAUCUCCUUCAGAUGUUUAACUUAUUCCAGUGCUGUAAAACUCCAUAAAACUGCCUGUACAUGUGACCGGUGUAGAUCCCGUGUGUUCAGAACGCACACGCCACUGCUGUUUCCUCCAACAAUAAGAACCAGGAUCACAUUGUAAAGUAGCAUGAACCUGAAAAAUGUUGGACCUGAAUUAAAAUGCCUUACUACUGCAUCGAGGACGGCGUGUGACUUUCAUCCGUCUGUGGCUCCUCCACAUGUUUAAUAAGUAAUUGUACUUCAGACAGGUUUGCUUUGUCCGUGUCUCUCGUUGGGGUAGCGGUGGGGCCUCGUGCCCGGUGCUAUCGGCCUCCCAUUACUCCGCCGGCGGAACGGUAAGUUCAGAAAACGCAGCGCUUCUGAAUAACCAACCUGGAGGAAAUCAGAUCGUCAGAUUGAUACAUUAAAUUACAGCCAGACUGCGGGAGUAAAAUCUACAUUUCUAAAGUGGAUCAGCUUUUGGCUCACUGUAGUGAAUUUAUAUUCGCUUAACUUCAUUAUGCGAUCAUCUUUGCAUACUUUAUUGUGAUGGCUGUUUCUCCCUGACACUUUCCAAUAAAAAAAAAAGAUGUGA